GAAAAAGAAGAAGAAAAAGAAGAGGAAGAAGAUGAUGAAGGGAUAAAGGAGAUAUCAAAGGACCUCAAAGACGACAGCUUCAUAGAGCAUGACAAGGAUCAACCAGAAAUCAACGGUACAAGUUCUUACUCAGCCAGAGAUGAAGACGUACCUGGACAUGCAAACAUAAAAACAACAGCUCUGCAGCAGGCAUCACCACUAUCCUGGAUCCCCAGCAUUAACUACAGACUUAAUAGAGAUAUCUACCAUUAUGUCGGGCAGGACAUUUUCAUUCAGGAGUCCAUCGACUCUUUCGGAGCAGUGAUGUGGCCAGCAGCGUUGGCUCUGUGCUCCUUCCUGGACAACCAGAGAGAGCUGGUGAACCUGCAGGGAAAGGACGUGCUAGAGCUGGGAGCAGGAACAGGACUGGUAACCAUUGUGGCCAGUCUGCUGGGAGCUUCAGUCACAGCUUCAGACUUACCUGAUGUGUUGGGCAACCUCCAGGCUAAUGUGAUAAGGAACACUAGGGGGCGCUGCAGACAUAUGCCCCAGGUUGAUGUUCUGUCCUGGGGCUACGACCUGGACCGUACCCACCCUUCAUCUGUGUAUCGCUAUGACUACGUGCUGGCGGCUGAUGUGGUCUACCACCAUGACUUCCUGGACGAGCUCCUGGUCACCAUGAAGCAUUUCUGCAGACCAGGAACGACUUUGAUCUGGGCCAACAAGGUCAGGUUUGAGACUGAUCUGACCUUCACUGAGAACUUUAAAAAGGCUUUUUACACAACACUGCUGGCCGAGGACGGAGAGAUGAAGAUAUUCAUGGCAACAUGUAGAGCGUGAGAGACAGGUAAAGGUGAGUAGACUGAAAGGCCCUGCUUAGUUUAGAAGACUGGUUUAGUUAUCCUUUUAUUAACACUGAUCAUCUCAUUGUUUUAUGAAGUUGUCUUUAUGUCUCUUUAUAUAUUAGUAUUCUAUUUAGGUCUUGUCAUUUGGACACUGAUUCUAUGUUUUCCAGAAACUUGCUGUUUGUUAAAAGUGCUGUUAAUUGUUUUGCUCCCUUAUCCUCUUAUUUCAUGAGCAUGGGGAAUAAUAAAAACAGGAUUAAGUUAUGAUUUGACCAGUGAAUGCAUGUAUAAUAAUGUGAAACCUUUUUAAGUUGUUGUCUUUUUAGAUAUGUUGUAUCUCAAUGGGAAUACUCUGGGUUGUAUAUAAGAAAAAAAACAAUCCCUUUUAUUUUAAUCUUGAAUAAAAUGACACCACUUGUUAAAAGCUACCAGAAGAUUUUGUUGUAAAACAAUUAUCAUGUCAAAGCACACUUGUGAAUUGGCUUCAGGUGUGAAUGUGAAACCGAGACUGAAUUAAAUUACAGUUUUAUGUUUAUUAAAAUGGGACGGAUUCACAGUUUGUACACCCCAUCCACAUUGCAUUGAUUUAGAAAGCCACAAACAAGUACAAAUGCAGUAUAUACAUUUCAGUGUACAUCUCCUUUUUAUCAAAUACAAUAGCAAUUUUUCACACAACAGUAGUGUAUUUUUGAAAUAAUGUAAGUCAUGGUUAGGAGGCCUUUUUUCAGCAAGCAACACUUCAACAGUUCAGACUGAAAGAUGCUGUGCAGAAGCUGUGCAUUUACGUCAUGGAAAGUGAGCCAAGCCGACAGCGUCUUAAAGUUAUUUUGAUCCACGUUAGAAAAAUAGUCCUGUGUUUGCAGAGUUCCCUUUAGAAAGGGGUUUUAAUUCAAGAAGGCAAAGCGUCAACAGCACAGGCACCAGAGAAGCAAAUCAAACUCAACAACAGUGAUGAGUGUAAGAAGGUCGAAGACUUGUAAAUACGUUUAAUACAGCUCCUCUGAUAUAACUCUUUAAAGUGUUAAACUACAAGGGCAUCUUCAAAAAAGAAAACAGAGAAAUAUAGUGGCACACAUCUAUGACCAAGUGUAAAUGUUAAACUCAUUUUUAAAAACAGG
Labrus mixtus (cuckoo wrasse) is the source of this 1942-nucleotide messenger RNA. RefSeq names its product protein-lysine methyltransferase METTL21C-like. The transcript has 4 exons. The annotation marks the transcript as partial. NCBI's taxonomy places the organism in Eukaryota, Metazoa, Chordata, Actinopteri, Labriformes, Labridae. Gene Ontology annotation, cellular component: cytosol; cytoplasm. Gene Ontology annotation, molecular function: protein-lysine N-methyltransferase activity. Gene Ontology annotation, biological process: peptidyl-lysine methylation. The record is from RefSeq and is a predicted model, not a curated record.